Messenger RNA from Euleptes europaea (tarantolino), 2826 nucleotides. Its product is annotated as vomeronasal type-2 receptor 116-like. Gene Ontology annotation, molecular function: G protein-coupled receptor activity. NCBI's taxonomy places the organism in Eukaryota, Metazoa, Chordata, Lepidosauria, Squamata, Sphaerodactylidae. Gene Ontology annotation, biological process: G protein-coupled receptor signaling pathway. The coding region runs from base 1 to 2826 and encodes 941 amino acids. Gene Ontology annotation, cellular component: membrane. The record is from RefSeq and is a predicted model, not a curated record. The transcript is spliced from 7 exons.
AUGAGUGGGGCCCUAAUACAACUUGGGGAGAGUGCUGCCGUGGAGGACUCUGGGACCGAAGCCAACAGAGAAGAGGCCCCCAUCAGCAUGAACACUGAAGUCUCCCAGAACUAUCAAUCUGGGGUACUCCCAAGGCUCAGCCUUCAUACCACCUCUAACAUGCUCAACAGGGUAUCUGUUGUCCUGCUGAUGUCAUGGUCCAGCCGGCGCGCCACGAUAGUGAGGACUCCUCGGAGGAAGACCAGGCCCAGGCACUCUCGCAGGGGCGGCCACUGGGCCGCCCAGAGGCACCUCCUUUACCAGAGGCAGCAUCCCCAGACCCUGUCACCAGCUCUCCAGGGUCACCAGCCCCCGUGGAAGGCCGCCACAGAAGACUGCGCACGGAGAUACGGGAAUGCUGGCACAGCGCGAGAUUGGCGGCCAGUUGCAGAUGUCAGGGAGAUGGGGGGUGAGAAGGAACCAGGAAGAAGGAUUGUGGAAAGAGAUAAAGAUGUCAAAGUAGAGGAAAACUCUGGGGGUCAAGUGGUGCCAAAGGGGCAGCAGAGAAGGAAGAAAGAAACAAAACAGAAGCAGAGGAAGGAAUUGAUUGCCCAUCAAAGUGGGGAGAUGCCUGAGAUCCCAGCACCAGAUAAAAUACAGAUGAGAAAGAGAAGAUUCUUUGAAAGGAACUACCAGCACACGUUGGCCAUCUUGUCUGCCGUUAAUGAGAUCAAUGAGAAUCCCAGACUCUUACCUAACAUCACUCUUGGCUACAACAUCUAUGAAAACUAUCAAACUGCAAGGAUAGUUACCAAGGCCACCGUAGACCUCCUUUGCACCGGGCAAGAACACUUGGUUUUCCCCAACUAUGUGUGUGGAAGGCAGAAGAAGCCCCUGGCUGUCAUUCAGGGGGGCGACAACCAGGUCUUCUUUCACAUGGCAUCCAUCUUGAGCCUUUACAAAAUCCCUCAGCUCACCUACGGUUUGGCAAACAACAUUGUCAGCGAUGAAGCUCGGUUCCCUUCUUCAUACUGGAUGAGCCCGAAGGAAGAGUCCCAGUUCAUGGGGAUAGUUGAGCUGCUCCUGCAUUUCAGGUGGACGUGGGUCAGCCUAGCUGCUCCAGUUAAUGAAGACGGAGAUUGGUUUGUGAACACCUUGACAGUGAUGAUUACUAGAAGUGGAAAUUGUGUCGCCUUCGUGUGGAGGAUUCCUACAGCAGGGACUGUUAUCUCCAUCAGCAAAUCUGAAACGGUGCAGAAAUAUCAAGCAGAACUGAUGCAGAGGAAAGCCAACGUCUUCAUUUAUUAUGGGGGCCCUUAUUCCAUGUUUGUUUUGAUGGUCAUCCUGGCCCGAUUUGAUAGGCAAAUGAGUGCCCCUGUGGGGAAAGUUUGGGUCACAACCACGCUGUGGGGCUCCAGCUUGAGCACAACCUUUGUCAACUGGGAUGUCAGACACUUUCACGGUGCCUUGUCCUUCGUGAUCAGAACGAGCGACGGCUUAAAAGCCCAGGAGCUUUUCUUGAUUCGAGAUGAAGCCCCCCUUAGACGCAUUUGGUCAGAAAUAUUUCAUUGCUACGACCUUCUUCAUCCUUUCCUGAGAAACGUCCACUUCAACACUACAACCAUGAACGACGUGCAUUUUAAUGAGGAUGGGGAGUUAGUAGCAGACUACGAUAUUGUGAAUGUGCUCAUCUUCCCUAAUGGCUCUGCCGUAAGGGUGAAAGUUGGGCGUCUCGAGACCCAGGCUCCUUCAGGCCUAGAGCUGAACAUUCAGGAGAACAUCAUUGUCUGGCCUACUUGGUUUAAUCAGACGAGGCCCCGAUCUACAUGCACCGAAAGCUGCCUGCCUGGAUAUAGGAAGAUGGUCCCGGAAGGACAGCCAAUUUGCUGCUAUGAUUGCUUGCCAUGUGGCGAAGGGGCCAUUUCGACUCAGACAGAUUCCAGCCAUUGUGACAAGUGUCCAGAAGGUCAGCAUCCAAACGAGGACAAUGAGCACUGUGUCCCCAAGAUUAUAGUUUUCCUGAGUUAUGGAGAAACUUUAGGGACCAUCUUGGCUUCCUUUGCCCUUUUCUGUUCUGCAACGACAGCUAUUGUUUUAGGAAUCUUCCUUAAAUUUCUGGAGACUCCAAUUGUCAAGGCCAAUAACCGAGACCUCACCUACAUUCUUCUCAUCUCCCUCCUGCUCUCCUUCCUCUCCUCCUUCCUUUUCAUUGGCCAGCCUGGGAAGGUGACCUGCCUCCUCCGACAGACUGCCUUCAGCAUCAUCUUCUCCAUUGCCGUCUCUUCCGUGUUGGCCAAAACCAUCACGGUGGUGGUGGCCUUCAUGGCCACGAAGCCAGGGAACACGAUGAGGAAAUGGCUAGGGAAGAGCUUGGCAAACUCUAUCGUCAUUUCCUGUUCUGGCCUUCAAGUAGGGAUCUGCACUAUCUGGCUGGGAAUCUCUCCCCCCUUCCCAGACGCCGACGCACUCUCCCAGCCUGGACAGAUCACACUGCAGUGUAACGAGGGGUCCGUCGCCAUGUUUUAUACGGCCCUUGGCUACAUGGGCUUCCUGGCUGCCAUCUGUUUCACGGUGGCUUUCCUGGCCAGGAAGCUGCCUGGUUCAUUCAACGAAGCCAAGCUGAUCACCUUCAGCAUGCUGGUCUUCUGCAGCGUUUGGGUGUCCUUUGUGCCCACCUACCUGAGCACAAAGGGGAAAUACAUGGUGGCCGUGCAGAUCUUCUCCAUCUUGGCCUCCAGUGCCGGCUUACUGGGCUGCAUCUUCCUUCCCAAAUGCUACAUCAUUGUUCUGAGGCCCAAUCUGAACAACAAGGAGCAUCUCAUGAUGAAAAAGAAAGAAACUGGGUGA